GUUUCGUACUACUUUAUUUUGUAAAAUUAAAUUGUAUGUGUUGUGUUGUCUGUCUUGUAGACUUUAAAAGAUGGAAUUAGAAGUGGCGGCUGUGAAGCAGGACGCUGGCUUGUGCCGGUGCUGUCAUUCCGAGGGGUGCUUCAAAGACUUAAACGAGGAGUAUGUUUGGAUGGAUGAAACUGUAAACUACGGCGAAAUGUUACAAGAAUGUUUUAAUAUUAGGAUAUUACAAUACCCUAACAGCAAUGGCAUCAACAGAGCCUCCAGGCUCAUCUGCGAGGACUGUGCGGCGCGUCUGCGGGAGGCCUGCACGUUCCGGAAGCAAGUGCUUGGCAAUGAGAAGAAAUUGGCCGAGAUGCUUGAACACAUGGAGACAGAAGCAGAUUCCAAAGACCAGUCGUUCACCAUCGAGGUGAAGACGGAGUCUGAAGACAUCGAUAUUGAGGAGCAUGGGGUCACAACUCAGUCUUAUACAGGACCAGCAGAGUGCUAUGUGAAAGUUACUAAAAAGGCGCUGUAUGAACAAAUGCAACAGCAAAAUCUGCCUACUUUGGAAGACAAAUUGGAAUAUCUCAAAGAAUAUCUGUUGUCAUUUGAUGAUUAUACAGACGAACAAUACGAGGAUUUGACAAACCGGUUCAAGACACUCAAGGCUCAGUUUAAAAAAAGGUGGUAUAAGGCCCAUAGAUUUCAGAGCGAAUUUUAUAAAAGAAAUAGUGAAUGGCUCAAAGGCACGUUUGCUAUACCGAAAACCGUAAAUUUUGGGCGAGAAAGAACAUCUACUGACUUACAUGUGAAAAGUGAAGAUAGGAGCUGCAGAGCCGCAGUUGACCCGCUUAUACAUAGGUCCGGUAUCUCAAAGUGUGAGCGUAAUAUAUCUUUAUCUCAAAGGUAUUUAGAAAUUCGAAGGACAAUAUAGAAGCUCACGUAUAGCCCGCGAGCUAGGAAGAGAUGAGCCAUGACCAAUGGCAUGCCGGUUGAUAACUCGGGAAGGGCGAUAUGGUAUGAACCCUCGUGAUCGUCAGCUGUCGCUCCGUUGGUGGGUUGAGGGCCUGCUGGCCACCCAAAUACGUAAAAUAAAUAAACAUUUAGCCGUCGCAUCCCGGUUGAAACUUUGACAGAUAGUUUAGAUGCCAUUGUGAGUUAAAAAAUGGUCAACCGGUUGUGUCGCGGUGGAGCUGGUCACAUGAACAUGUAAAAAACAAUGUCAUCGCUUCCCAAUCUAAACUUUGCCACAUGAUUGUGUAUAUAUUGUAAAUAAAUAAUUUCGUCAGCCGGCUGUAUCGCGGUGAUGAUUGUGAUGAAACAGGGAUCUGGUGGCAUUUAGCCUUUUGGACGCCAAUGACCGAUACAUCCGCACCGCAGGUUCAACGCCAAAGACCGAUUAAUCGGUCACAUACCACAGAGCAACAUAGACCUAUGUGCAUAUGCAUAAAGUUCAAUUUCAGUUUUGACACUUCGAUGACGUGGCGUCCGAGUGACAGCUUUUGUGUUUGACACGGCGUCGAAAAGGUUAAAUAAGUAAUAGAUACUCCCGUCUGGCUUCCGUGACAUACAUUAAAUUCAUAG
This is a messenger RNA of Cydia splendana, 1569 nucleotides long. RefSeq lists its product as uncharacterized. NCBI's taxonomy places the organism in Eukaryota, Metazoa, Arthropoda, Insecta, Lepidoptera, Tortricidae. Gene Ontology annotation, cellular component: nucleus. The transcript has 5 exons. Gene Ontology annotation, molecular function: zinc ion binding. The coding region runs from base 71 to 919 and encodes 282 amino acids. The record is from RefSeq and is a predicted model, not a curated record.